Molecule: messenger RNA, 1435 nt
Organism: Pezoporus flaviventris
Lineage: Eukaryota; Metazoa; Chordata; Aves; Psittaciformes; Psittacidae
Gene: EEF2KMT
Product: eukaryotic elongation factor 2 lysine methyltransferase
Exons: 8
Coding region: 34-1050 (338 amino acids)
Source: RefSeq, a predicted model, not a curated record
GAGAGUCGCGGUUCGAGACCCCGCUGAAGCGUUAUGGCCGGGCCAGAGCUGGGGCUCCGCUUCCAGCGCUGCUUCCUGUCGGCCCGGCAGCUCCGCUCCUUCCCGUGGCCGGAGCUUGAGCACAGCCUCCGGACCUCGAUGGACUCCUCUCUGCUCCUGGAUAUUCUGCACAGGACCAUUCUCCACCCUUUGUGUGUGAAAUAUCCCCUUUCAGCCCGGUACAGAAGAUGCUUUCUAACUGAACUCAUCAAAAAGCAUGAAUCCAUCACAGCUGAGCCCCUAGAUGAACUGUACGAACCACUGGCAGCUAUUUUAAAUGAAGAAGAAUCUACUCACUGUUACAAACACUACUUACUGCCUACAGGAGAGUGUGUCACCCUUUCUGAGAGUGUGGCAGUGAUCUCUGAAGGAACCACGGGGCUCGUCACGUGGGAGGCUGCUCUGCAUCUUGCCGAGUGGGCACUGCAGAACCCUUCCGGCUUCAGGAACAGGACAGUCUUGGAAUUAGGAAGUGGGAUCGGCUUCACUGGAAUUGCCAUCUGUAAAACCUGCAAUCCCAAGACAUACAUAUUUAGUGACUACCACCACCGCGUUCUCCAGCAGCUGAAGCAAAACAUCUGUUUGAAUGGCUUUGUCCUGGAGCCUGAAGCUGCCCAACAUAUCCAGCUGGAAUCUGGAGGCCAGAAGGCAGAAGGAGCAAAUCACCGAAACCCGAAAGUAGUUGUUGCAGAACUUGAGUGGGGCUUAGUUACAGAAAAACAACUGUUGGCUCUUCAACCUGAUGUCAUCAUUGCAGCAGAUGUGGUGUAUGAUCCAGAGAUCAUUGGAGCCCUUGUUGGUCUGCUACAGCAAUUCUCCACUUCCAGAGCAGACAGAAAACCUCCUGAGGUCUACAUUGCUUCCACAGUCCGGAAUCCAGACACCUAUCACCUCUUCCAAGCUCAACUCGAUAAAGCUGGGAUUGGGUGGCAAAUUAUUCCAGCCCACAGCAACCAUGUUUUCCUCUGUGAUGUGCAGCCAAAUGUAACUAUUCUCCAGCUAUUUAUAUAGACUUGGCAAAUAGAAUUCCAGUUUUCAGAGCAACGGGAGAUAUUCCAUCCUGGCAACAAGGUGAUCUUAAGUCCUAGACACCAUCAGGAGAGGCACUGAGGAUACAACUCCACGCACGGGCUGUUGUCAAAGUGAAUUACCAGCAAGUGAAUUACUGCUGCCCCUGAAAGGUACCUGGGAACCUUAAGCAAUAGGAAAACCAGUCCUGAUCAUAUUGUGCUCUGCUUCUGUAGAAGACAACAGAAAUGAACUGGAUUUCUUUGUCUGACCAUGUUUUGCUUUCUAACGGAGUCAGGUCUGCAGGACCACAGGAUGAGUAUCUCACACUGACAAGGGAAAAAAGCAGUGUUUCACUGGAAUAAAUACAUUUUUAAUAGUAAAACCA